This is a messenger RNA of Phascolarctos cinereus (koala), 2462 nucleotides long. It is a transcript of the gene TMIGD2, whose product is annotated as transmembrane and immunoglobulin domain containing 2. The record is from RefSeq and is a predicted model, not a curated record. Gene Ontology annotation, cellular component: B cell receptor complex; external side of plasma membrane. Lineage: Eukaryota; Metazoa; Chordata; Mammalia; Diprotodontia; Phascolarctidae. Gene Ontology annotation, biological process: B cell receptor signaling pathway; B cell differentiation.
GUGAAGAGGGGUGGAGGAGUAGAGCUACCCUGAGAAACACACUGGCCUUUAUAAGCAGAAAGGAAGAGUGGAGCUGAUUGAAGGUAGGAAGGAGCCUGAGGGAGAAGAAGUGAUGGGAUAUCCCUUAUGGACCUUUUCCUCCUGAUGCUGUCUGGGGCAUCAACCCUGACAGGAAAGACUGAUAUGAUGGUGCAGCAGGAGCCACAAGUCCUGGAGGUGGGCCUGGGUGAUAAAGUGAACAUGACAUGCAAUGUCACCCAGGCCAUAGGGCAGCAAUUCCGAGUAAAGUGGAAGAAGGAUGGCAAGGAACUGUCGUCCAUACCCAUCAGUUGGAACUCCAGCCAAGUUACGUGGGGAUCCAAAGAAAAGUUAAUCUGGAUCCCAGAAAAUACCAUCAUCCUGAGUCUAGAUGAUGUGAAUGCUAAUGACAGCGGGCACUAUGUGUGCUACGUGACAGUGGACAUCCCAACGCUUAAGAGAGCUGAAGGCAAUGGGACAUAUCUCAUAGUCUCAGAUUCCUUCAAAGGCAGCUGGAUCAAAGUCUUUCAAGGGAACCACUUAUAUGGCAAUGUUCUCUACUACCACCAGAAGGCUACCACAGCAGGCAAGGGCAAGACUCUGGCAGUGAGUAAGAGAGAAGAGAGCCUGUACUCUAGUAGUUUCCCCAAGCCCCCACCCCAGAGUCUCUGCUUCUUCUCCCUGGAACCCUCCCAGACCCACCCCAGCCUGCAUCCUGCUAGUUCUCAGCCAUCAAAAACAGCUCCCUCUCCACCCUCCACUUAACCUAGUAUUUCUCAGCCUAGCCCAGUGUGGGGUGGGGGAGGGGUUGGCCUUCCUGAAAGCUGGAAAGUGAGGGAGGGCUGAAGUUUCCCAGAAGCCAGGAGGUUGACUUUUCAGCCAAGUCACGGAGGAGCCGAUGCUUAAACAUGAGCUGGGGCUACAUUUUUGGAGAUGGACGACAUGAGAGUGUUUUGCUUGACCAUGAAUAUUGGUUACAAGGGGUUUGUUUUUCUUUUUUAAUUGGGGAGGGGAGGGAGUAGGGAAAUUCUUGUUGAUUAAAAAACAAACAAAAAACAACAUGAUCUAAAGCCAAUCUUCUCAUACACUACAUCCAUCAUGUCCUAGGUGGCCAUCUAGGACACUAGCCGAGCUUGCUCUCCCCCCUUUCCCCAAGCCUAAUGCCCAGCUGACUUGGUAUUCUAAUAGUCCCUCCAAAAAGCCUAGAAACCAGAGGCCCAUGUUUGAUGAGGCCAGGGAGGGGUGUGGACUGUAAGACCCCAGGGGACCCGAGAAGGGAAAGGGAAGGGAUAGAGUCUGAGAGACUGAAGUCUGAGGGGUUGGAAUUAAGAGGACUUGGAUCUGAGGAAACUAGGAUCCUUGCAACUGGAAUGGAAGAGACUGGGAGCUGGGGAUAUUGCAAUAUGAGAUUGGACUUUAGGGGAGACUUAGAUCUUGGAGGCUGCUAUCUGAGGAAACCAAAAUUGGAGGGGCUGGUUUCUGUGGGCUGGUAUUGAUUAGAUAAAUCUGAAAAAUCUAUUAUUUGGGGGCUGGAAUCUAGGGAAGCUAAAUUCUGGGUAGCUGAGACUGGGGAGAGACGAGAGUGAAAAUAAGCACAGGGGCACAGUGGAGAAAGGAGGCUAGCUGACCUGACUAAAAGGACCUUCCGAAAGUCACUUCCUAUCUCCAGGAACCGGGGGAAGGCUGAGAUCUUGGGGGUGGGGGUAGGAUUAAAGGAAUCUGUGAUCUUGGUUGUAUUGGAGUAAGACUGGGAUCUGGGGAACUGAGAUCCUGAGGUUGGGACAGGGGAAAGACUGAAGCACAUGGGGGUCACCAUCCCCACAUCCUCAAGGAGUAAUCCAUUUCUAGGGGAAUAGCUGAGUGGGUUGGGGGGAUGCAGAAAGAAGUGAGCUUUCCUGGGGACCUUCCUGACACGAAGUGGGAGGAUCAGAGACAGUUCCUUAUUAUCCCAGUUUUCAAGUGACUUAAACACUGACCUCUCCAAUCCCCACACACACUGGGCUUCCUUUGGCCCCAUCAGGAGAAGCGAUAGGUCUGAGGUCAACCUGGUACCCCAGCCUGCAUCCCAGUAUCAUAGCACUAAGGCUUUUUUCUAGGCUUGGCCUGCAGCCCAAAGCUCCCAUCCUAUGUAUGCAGCAUGAACAUGCGCGCACACACACACACACACACACACACACACACACACACACACACUCUCACACAGUCACACACUGUCGGCCUCCUACAGCUGUUUCUUAACCCCCUCCCUCAGAGCACAGAUGGAAGAGAGGAGAGCAGAGGAGCAUGGGCAGGUGGCCAGAAUACCCCGCUUCUCCCUGCCCCCUUUCUGCCUGUAGUUUGGUCUGAAAACUCCCAUAGGAUGGAGCCCGUUCUGCCUCCAGGCUCUGCCUGUCACCUUGAAGUGUCACCAACUGAGAGCAGUCUUCCCCCUCCUGUUUCCAUGG